GUCACUCAUUGCUCUCUCUCUCUCCAACCUCAACCUCGCCCCUUGGUGGUGGCGUCGAGCUGCAGCAACCUCCUCCCCCAUCCAUGCAUUCUUCCAAGUAUGGAAAAGGUCACCAAAGGUACGGAGUCUUGGGGUACCUCCCUGAGCCGGGCUCUAGGGAAUCUGCAUUAUGGGACCUGAAUCGCGCCCGGUCGCCGCUCCUCCGCCUCCCGCCUGAGAUCCGCGAACAGAUCUACCGCCUCCUCCUCGCCGCGCGCCGCAUCCACGUGCGCCACGACCCGCGCACCUCGACCUUCCACUGCGUCGCGCUGCGGCCCGCCGCGAACCCCUGGGACCACGGCCCACGCCACGUGCUCAGCCGGGGGCUGACGCUGCUGGUGCGCGUGUGCCGCCAGCUGUACCACGAGACGGAGCUGCUGCCGUACCGCGAGUGCGCGUGGAGCUGGCAGACGCCCGGGCUGAUGGAGCGGUACCUGCUGACGGAGCGGCGGAUGGGCCUCGCACAGCGGAGGGCUGUGAGGGAGGUCUGCGUGCGUGGGGUCAGGGGGUUCGGGAACCUGAGCCGGCGGGUGAGGGGCGUGCUGGGCGGGUUGGAGGUCGUUUGGUUCUGGGAAGGGAAGGGGAGGGGACGGCGCGGGGAGGCAGACGAUGCGCUGGGGGGUUGGGUUUGUGAGGUCGUCGAGAGGAGGAAGGUUGAUAUUGGUGUUGGGAGGCCGAAUUGA
Colletotrichum destructivum is the source of this 722-nucleotide messenger RNA. Its product is annotated as Putative 2EXR domain-containing protein. NCBI's taxonomy places the organism in Eukaryota, Fungi, Ascomycota, Sordariomycetes, Glomerellales, Glomerellaceae. The coding region runs from base 84 to 722 and encodes 212 amino acids. The transcript has 2 exons. The record is from RefSeq and is a predicted model, not a curated record.